AUGAACUCUUAAAUUUAGUCAAAUCCUAGGGAAGAAUCAUUCCUUCAAAUGCUUCAUUAUUCAAUUUGCCCAUUAAUGAAAGUAAUGAAUCCAAUUUAAUUAGAGAAACAGUUUCACUUAUUGGAUUAUUAUCAUUGAUCUUCUACAUUAUUUCCUUUCCUUAAUAUACCAACAGACUUAGAUGCUUACUCUCCGACCACAUCAAAAAGUCUUAUUUAAUUUUGGUCAAUUGUAUCCCAUUUACACAAAAUCAGAAUUCUGGAGAUUGUUACUGAGUCUAGAACAACACAAAAACGAAACUCACUUGUUCUUCUCACUGCUCUUUAAAAUGCAUUUUUUUUCAUUCAUUGAACACAAUAUAGGAUUUAGAAACACGAUCCUAAUUUACUUUAUGAGCGGGAUCUCCUCAACUCUAUUUUAAGCCAUCGUUAGUUAGCAAGUUGGGUACUUAAAUGUCAUUGAUUAUUAUAGAGUCUGCGGUUCCUUUCACGUUGGGGCAAUCGGCUACGCCUUAUAUUUGCAACAACAAAUGUUAUGUAAAUAUACAAUACUAUAAACAAGAAAAGUGUUCUGCAUAAUAAUAACUAUAAUUUUAUUUUGAUCUCCAAGUGAGUCAAGAUUACGGUCUCACUUUAAUUAAAGUAGUUAUUGUGUUAUCUAUUAUGUAUAUAACAAGUCUUAAGUUUCAUGGGAUUUUAAUGAUUGGAUCUCUCUUAUUUGGAAUCUAAUGUAUGAUAUUGGGAUAAUACUUUUCAUAUGAGUAAAAAAAGCAGCAGCAAUUGCAAUUAACUAAUAGCACUAAAUAAACCCAAUUAACUAAAUACAUUUAUUUAAGUGGUUCUAUUGCUGUCAUCAUAAUAGAAGUGAUUGUAUUUUUUCAAUUAAAAAAUCAUAUCGAAAUUUGA
Molecule: messenger RNA, 905 nt
Organism: Paramecium octaurelia
Lineage: Eukaryota; Ciliophora; Oligohymenophorea; Peniculida; Parameciidae
Source: the annotation of a GenBank genome assembly